AUGCUCAACACAUCUGCUGCUACCGGAAUCAACCAAUCUAAUAAUAGCAUCAAUAAUAACCUAAAAGACGAGAAGAAUGAUGAUGAAAUAACUAGUGAAGUGUGUCCUCUUUCAUUCUAUGAAGAAUCUGGUUUUUAUCACAAUCAUUUAGAAUAUACAAACAAGUAUUUGUAUGAUCCGAAUCAAUUUGUUGAUCAAUUUCAUAAGAGUAUAAAGGAGAAGAAUUUUAACAAGUUGAGAAGUUUGAGAAUUUUAAUUCAACAGCAAACAAUUGAUAUUUGUAGAAGUAGAGUGUAUAAUUAUAGACCUAUUGAUGGAGAAUUUUCAUUGGAUAAGAAGAAGAGGAUAGAAUUGAGUGAGAAGAUUCUCGUGAAUGCCUCUGUAAAGAGUAAAUAUUAUAAGAAUGAAGGAUUGGAGGUGAGUGAGAAGGUUGGAGAUUUGGAAAAAACUCAAGUUUUGGUUAUUAAUGGUGAUUGUAUUGAUAUUGCAUUCCAUAUUCAAGAUUUGUUGAUUAAGGAAGGUAAAUUUGGAAAGGAAAGAGUUGCUGUAUUGAAUAUGGCUAAUCCAAAUACACCUGGAGGUGGAUACAAGGGAGGAUGUGGAGCUCAAGAAGAAAAUUUACACAGAAGAUCAAACUUGUAUCAAUGCUUGGACAAUUAUGUAGACAAGAUUGACAAGACUAGAACAUGGAAUUAUCCAAUAGGAUAUGAAAGUGGAGUCUAUAGUCCAGAUGUUACAUUCUUCAGAGGAUGUGAAGCUAAGGGUUAUCCACUCCUUUCUGCUCCAAGAUUAGUCGAUGUCAUUACCACUGCUGCAGUUCCAAACUCUCUCAAUCAUGGUGAUGGAGAAAUUGAUGAGAGAAAUAUUGGCAGUAUUGAGGCCAUUUUAAAGAUUGCAGUUCAACACGGAGUUAGAAAUGUGGUCUUGUCGGCUCUUGGUUGUGGAGCUUUCAGAAACUCUCCAACAGCAAUUGCUAAAGUUUUCAAGGAAAAGAUUGAAGGUCCACAAUUCAAAGGCCACUUUGAUAGACUCUACUUUGCAAUCAUUGAAGAUCACAACUCAAAGAAGGGACAUAAUCCUGAUGGAAAUAUCAAACCCUUUGUCCAAGUUUUCAAUGAUUAUUUGAAGGAUAGAACCGAUGUAACAGAACUCACUGACUCACAAUUCAAUUAUGAUUAUGAUAAUAUGAAUGAUGUAUAUCAGCAAUACUAUGAAGAAAGUAGGUGAGAGUAUUAUCAAAUUGUAUAAUAAAUAAUCAAUAUUAAAUCC
Messenger RNA from Naegleria gruberi, 1269 nucleotides. RefSeq lists its product as uncharacterized. The record is from RefSeq and is a predicted model, not a curated record. Lineage: Eukaryota; Heterolobosea; Eutetramitea; Acrasida; Naegleriidae. Bases 1 to 1227 code for a protein of 408 amino acids. The transcript has 2 exons.